Molecule: messenger RNA, 1551 nt
Organism: Populus euphratica (Euphrates poplar)
Lineage: Eukaryota; Viridiplantae; Streptophyta; Magnoliopsida; Malpighiales; Salicaceae
Product: polyprenol reductase 2-like
Exons: 7
Coding region: 151-1290 (379 amino acids)
Biological process (GO): dolichol-linked oligosaccharide biosynthetic process; polyprenol catabolic process
Cellular component (GO): endoplasmic reticulum
Molecular function (GO): 3-oxo-5-alpha-steroid 4-dehydrogenase activity
Source: RefSeq, a predicted model, not a curated record
CUACCGUGUCAGCCCCGCAUCAAUUUAUCUUGAACAAGGUGAUUCCUUUCUUCAAUACGCAAUUUAACCACCGAUGCUCUUAUCUCUGUGAGAAAUUAUUUUUUCAUAACUUGUAAAGUUCCGUAUUUUUAGCCGGGUUUCUGUUAAAAAAUGGAACUUGGGCUUGUGGAGUUGUUGAGAGCAGCUUGGAUUGCAGGGACACUGCCUAUACUUAUAGCUUCACUGCCAUGUUCUUGGCUGGGUUCUUUUCAUGGACUUGUUUUGGGGUUUGCAAGGAGAGGAAAGAUCAUGCAAUCAUCAUCUCAUCAUAAAUUCACUGUUCCCCAAAGAUUCUUUUCUCAUUUCUAUGUGGUGGCUGUGGCGUGGACAACUCUCUUGCUUCUUGGAACAUCGAUAUAUGCUUAUAGAAUGACACCAAUACUUUCUGAGCCGUUUUUCUACUCUGAUCUAGGCAGCUACUUGGCAGGACGAUCAAACAUAUUCUCAAUUCAUCGAUCACGGUUGAUGAGUUUUGAGAAUAGAUACAGGGUUUGGCUUUCUGUGUUUCUGCUUUUGCUAAUGGAAGUUCAAGUCUCGAGGCGUCUUUUCGAGACAGCAUAUGUAUUUAAUUAUAGCGCCUCUGCUCGGAUGCACAUUUUUGGCUAUCUUACUGGCUUAUUCUUCUACACAGCAGCGCCUCUGACACUCUGCUGUACCUGUGCACCCGAAGUACUGAAAUUUGGCAUAAAUGAAGUGUCCGAGUUCAUUCUUAAAGGCACAAGCUCAAUGCAAAACAUUGAAUUUCACUGGUGGGACUUUGUUAACCCUUUAUUGAAGCUUGGAUGGUGCCAGUGGAUUGGCGCAGUUAUAUUUCUUUGGGGUUGGAUUCAUCAGCAUCGUUGCCAUGCAAUUCUUGUUGGUCAUUGCAAUGUGAAGCUACCAAAAGGAAGUUUGUGGAAAUUAGAUAAUUUUCAGUGCAAUGAAGUCAUAUUACUAUAUGUUUGCACGAGGGAAUUCACUUCUAUUCUGAUACUAGGCUCACUAAGGGAACACGUGGGAAAGGUUGAUGAAUAUGUAAUUCCCCGUGGUGAUUGGUUUGAGAUUGUUUCAUCUCCACACUAUUUGGCAGAGAUUGUUAUAUAUGCUGGCAUGGUUUUUGCUAGUGGAGGGACAGACCUAACCAUUUGGUUAGUUUUUGGAUUUGUGGUGUCAAAUCUGGUGUUUGCUGCUGCAGAAACACACAGGUGGUAUCUUCAGAAAUUUGACAAUUAUCCAAGCAACCGUGUUGCAAUUAUUCCAUUUUUAUGUUAAACUCCAAAGAACACGUUUUUUCACUGUUGCAUGCAGUUGCCAUCUCGUGAUUAAGAUGAUGGCUACAGCAAUGUCUUGACAAGAGGCAGGAAAAAAUUUCUUAGAGAAGCAAAUUAGUUUGGUGGAUGUUUAUUUUAUGUCCAGAUGUCCUUUCAGAGGCGAUUGAAUUCUAUUCGUAUAGCUCCUGUAGGCUGCAGACAGCUCAUCCAAUUGGAUGGUGCAAUUACUAUAAUGAAUUGUGCAUUCAAAUUGUUGCUUGAA